Cadophora gregata is the source of this 2151-nucleotide messenger RNA. RefSeq lists its product as uncharacterized. Gene Ontology annotation, biological process: meiotic chromosome segregation. The record is from RefSeq and is a predicted model, not a curated record. Gene Ontology annotation, cellular component: chromosome, centromeric region; nucleus. Bases 1 to 2151 code for a protein of 716 amino acids. The transcript is spliced from 3 exons. NCBI's taxonomy places the organism in Eukaryota, Fungi, Ascomycota, Leotiomycetes, Helotiales, Ploettnerulaceae.
AUGGCUCGACUGAAUGAGCCCGCGGCGGCGCCGACAGAAACGAUAGAAUCUCUUAAACGCAAGUUUAUGCGCCAGAAUCGGGACAUAGCUCGAGCUAAUUCGACUCAAUCACUACGAAUUCGAAAUCUCGAGAACGAAACCUCUAGGCUACUGGCAGAAAACUUGGGGCUCCGGGGACAAAUACUGCAACUGCAGGGAGAGCUUGAAAAUGGAAGAUCCCAGCGUAUAGCUCAACAUACCGGUGUUUUAAAGUCACAAUUGGAGGCGAAACUUCUCGAAAUAGGCGCAUUACUUUCUGGGAUUGGAGAAGUGCCUUCUCCGCAACGGAAAUCUCGGCAGAGUGGGAGAAUCUCACGAACCAGUCCGACCACGAGUCUGGAUCAUAAGAACUGGAAGAAUAUUUGCAGUCUGAGUGAAGCAGUUGCGGGUGGGGAGGGAAGAUUGCCUCCUAUUCUGGAGAAUAAGUCUUACCCCAGACGAACUUUAGAGCAUCAAGAAAUCGUGAAUCUAGUAGCGAAUACUGAGACCGAUAUUACUGACUCUCCCGAGAUUGGACCACCACCCGUAUCACAGUUUGUGGAUGAAGACCCGGUUAAGAUUGACCUACCACUACGGACCAAGAAGGAGGAUAGCGAAGAAAAUACUGACUUAGAUCCUGCGCUUUCAAUCAAUCUUGAGCAAAGAAGAAAGCGUAAAGAGAGUACAAGCGUGGAACCGAGGCGAAUGGGGAAACCAGAAUCAACACCUGACAUUGGGGAAGCAUCUGGACCACUGAAGACUGGAGCGAAGAGGAAACUUAACGUCCGUGAUGAUGAAGAACCCAUCUCCAGCCGAAACCGGCCCAGCUCUCCAGAUGACUUCAAGUACACUCGUGUGACCAACGAUGACAAGUCAAAGAACAAAACCCUUGCCAAAACUGAAAAAGUUAGCAAUAGGUCGACUAGAGAGCUCGCUAUUGCUAGGGGUGCCCCUCGAGAUAAAGUAACUGCCAUUUCUAAUAGGAAGAUUCUGGCGCCAAAAAGUGUGAACGACUCGCCCCGGAAAAAAGUUUUGGCCACCGAUGAGACCAAAGUAAACAAAUCGGACCAUAGGAAGCUAGAAUCUUUAAAGGACAGAGCAAGGGAGAAGAAGCGGGAGAAGGUUUGCGCUCAACCCUCGCCUGAUCCUGUUCUCGAUACCAUCGAAAUCCAACCUGAGCCGGAAACUCCAGCAGCAAUAGCCGAUUUCUCACCAGAGUCAUCACAACCACCAUCGACAGCCAGGGUUGAGUCAAGGGAUACACCUCCUCCCUCUGAUCUGGGAACUAGUGGUGAGGCCCAGCGACCGAGCCGUCGAGCUCGUGGAAGUGUCAGCUAUGCCGAGCCUAGUCUUCGGGAUAAGAUGCGUAGACCAACUAAGGAUCUAGUCGAUGCGGUUGUACCAGGGCAAAAGUCUCGCAGCAUUAUGAAGCAGGAGGAACCAAAUACAGUCACAUUGACCAUAAAAGCAGAACCGGAAGCUGAUGACGCAUGGAAAUCUAUGCCAGCUGCUUCUUCGGCCACGGUCGAGAAUAGUCCAUUGAGAAACAAGAACCCAGGACUCGAAUUGCUGCCUAGCAGUAUAACAACUCACAGAAAACGACGAGAAUCUAUUCUGAACCAGACAGAGCCAGACGCCUCCCAAACAACUUCAGGUAGUGCGAUAGCGGCACUUCUUGCAGAGACUAGGAGAGUGAAAGCUGCAGCGAGAGAGAAAGAGAAGACGUCAGACAAGGAAGCAGUGCUGACGAAGAGCAUGGCCAAUCUAGACAUUUACGAGUUUAGAGGCUCCUCUCCUUCUUCAGCAGCAGCACCGCAAUUGAUGACCAGAGAGGAUAAAGCACCAAUACGUGUUUCUAGAAGACACUCCACCUUGUCUCGAGACCAUCCGCAACAGAGCGAUAGCGAGGCUUCGGAUAUGGAAGCAACCAAAAGAUCUGACAGUGCCACAUCUCGUCGAAGGCAGUCAACUCUGGGGUUGAGGGCCUCUUCAUCGGAUAUGGCGACCAUGAAGGAGCGCGAGGAGGACAGGUCGCUGAAGAGGUCUUCCAGCACCAAUGGCAUGGUUGAUCCAGGAGUUGGUGCUUCUAGAAGUGACAGGAUUUCGGCACGAAGGAGGAGCAUGAUGUUAUGA